GGGAUGUGGCCAAUGUGGUGCGAGCGUGCUACGGAGAGGCCCCUCCCCCCAUCGUCCUGGUUGGUCACAGUAUGGGCGGGGCCAUCGCUGUCCACACCGCCUCCAGCAUGCUCCUCCCCACUACUGUAGGACUGGUGGUGAUAGACGUGGUGGAAGGCAGUGCCAUGGAGAUGCUACACAGCAUGCAGAACUUCCUGAAAGGGCGACCCAGGUCUUUUGAGUCUAUUGCCCAUGCCAUAGAGUGGAGUGUUAAGAGCGGUCAGAUCAGGAACCGAGAAUCAGCACGAGUAUCCAUGGUGGGACAGAUCAAGAGGCAUGUAGAGGUGGAGGAUGUUGUUGAAUCGCCUGAGCAGGCCGUCCCUGUUAGUGACGUAGUCGUCGAGGGCAACGAGGAGAUCUGCGUUGACCCGAGCUACGUUAGCGACAAGCCAGACGGUACCUCAGAGGUGAGCAUCCCGGAACCCGAGGGUGUGUACAGCUGGCGUAUAGACCUGUCCAAAGCAGAGAAGUACUGGGACGGAUGGUUCAGAGGAAUCUCCAAUCUGUUCCUGGGAUGCAACCUGCCCAAACUCCUCCUGUUAGCAGGUGUAGAUCGUCUGGACAGAGACCUGACUAUAGGCCAAAUGCAAGGCAAAUUCAUGAUGCAGGUGCUGCCCCCUAGUGGCCACGCAGUGCACGAGGACACACCAGACAAAGUUGCAGAUGCUCUGGCCAGCUUUCUGUUCAGACACAAGUUUGCUGAGGCCAGCAGAGGUCAGCGCACGAGCUCCUCCUACCCUUUCACGCGGUGAAGUCAGCAGGCCAACAGAGUACAUCCAGUCUUUCUGUGUCCUGAACAACAAAUAUUUCAAUCCUUUUCAUAUUUUACUUUCCAACAGUUUAUAGUGUUUUAGUAUUAACUUUGGUUACAUCAUUUUAGCAUCUUAGUCACUUAGAGUUCCAUCUUUUACAGUCGUAGUGUAGUUCAGCAAAUAUAUUGCAGUGUUUUUAAUAAGGUACAAGCCCCAGGUAGUACGGGCAGCGGGAUGGUGUUAUGUAUGUAGUAAAAUGUGUCGAGUUGGACUGUGACUUCAAACACGUGUUGGGUAAACAGUUCUCAUGGGAGAGGAAUGUGACGAUCACUAACACACACACACACACACACUAAGGAAAGCAGGCACACACACACACACACUAAGGAAAGCAGGCACACACACACUAAGGACAGCAGGCAUGCACACACACACACACAAGGAAACAGGCAUGCACACACACACACAGGAAAGCAGGUAUGCACACAUACACACACACACACACACACACACUAAGGAAGGCAGGCAUGCGCGCACACACACACACACACACACACA
This is a messenger RNA of Oncorhynchus masou masou (cherry salmon), 1349 nucleotides long. Its product is annotated as protein phosphatase methylesterase 1-like. The coding region runs from base 72 to 791 and encodes 239 amino acids. Gene Ontology annotation, biological process: protein demethylation. The transcript is spliced from 9 exons. Gene Ontology annotation, molecular function: protein methylesterase activity. The record is from RefSeq and is a predicted model, not a curated record. Lineage: Eukaryota; Metazoa; Chordata; Actinopteri; Salmoniformes; Salmonidae.